AUAGUCUUCGAGCAUCACCAACACCCAGAUUGAAACAGGAAGAAGAGAGGAGAGAAAAUAUGACCAGAGAAAGCUUACCAUCUUCUUUAUUUUUCUCUUUCUCUUAUUAUUCUUCUUCUUUCUUCUCCUCUCUUCUUGUUUCCAGACACUAACUACGUCGGGAGACACCUCAAAUAUUAUUAUUAAUUGUUGGGAUUUUCAGAGUUUAAUUUCUCUGUAGAUCAAAUUCAUAUAUAAUCAUGGUUCGUGUCCCAUCGGAAGAUCGGCAUGCACCAGUGAACUCGACGGUGGUCGCCAUUGACAAAGACAAGAACAGUCACUACGCUGUUCGUUGGGCCGUCGAUCAUCUCCUCAAUUCGAUCAACAAUUCCAACAUGAUUCUAGUACACGUUCGUCUUAAAAAUCCAAACCAUGGAGGAAACGUUAACAAUGAAAUAAAUAAGCUUUUUAUUCCAUACAGAGGCUAUUGUGCUCGAAAAGGGAUUUCAGCGAUGGAGGUUAUUCUUGACGAUACCGACGUUGCUAAAGCAAUAUUGGAUUACGCUAAAAAAAACCUAGUGAACAACGUCGUGUUGGGAUCAACAUCUUCAAAGAACCCAUUCGCAAGAUCUAUCAACAAGUUCACUAAAUCCCAUGAAGACGUUGCAGCUUCCGUUCUCAAAUCAGCCCCUGACUUUUGUUCCGUCUAUGUCAUCUCUAAAGGCAAAGUCCAGUCCUCACGCGCAGCUCAGAGACCUAUCACCAAUACCCUUGUCCCACCUCGUGCACCUACGUUUACUCUCCAAAACCUACCUGACCUUGACCAAGAUCAUCACUUACCUAAGGGCCAGCGUUAUGCAAGAAACACAACACCAGAGAGGUAUCGCCCUCAUGAUAAUGGCUUCAUCAAUGCUGUGCAAGAAAGACAAAAAAGUGCUGCUAAUGGUUCAUUGGACUUUAAUUAUGAUUUUAACCAGCCAAUGGGUCAAAGGAACUUUGAUGAACCGGAUUUUGGGACUAGGAUGAUGGGUUCCAUUGAUCUAUCAGCUCAUAAUUUCGAUAUCAUUGGUUCUUCUAGUUCUUCUGAUGAAUCACUUUCACAAUCAAAUAGAGAUGUUGAAGCUGAGAUGAGAAGGUUAAAGGUUGAACUCAAGCAAACCAUGGACAUGUACAGUUCAGCCUGCAAAGAAGCACUGAAUGCAAAACAAAAGGCAAAUGAGCUUAACAAGUGGAAACUGGAAGAAACUCUAAGAUUUGAGGAAGCUAGGAGUGCUGAAGAGGCAGCCUUGGCUGUUGCAGAAACAGAGAAGGCCAAGUGCAAAGCUGCGAUGGAAGCAGCGGAGAAAUCUGAGAGGAUGGCGGAAUUGGAAGGACAAAGAAGGAAGCAAGCAGAGAUGAAAGCAAGAAGGGAAUCACAAGAGAAAGACCGCGCUCUCAAUGCUCUGGUGCAGAACGAUGUCAGGUACAGAAGGUACUCUAUAGAAGAGAUUGAAGAAGCUACUGACGGAUUCGCGAGCAACAGACAGAUAGGAGAAGGUGGAUACGGACCAGUGUUCAAAGGCACGCUUGAUCACACUCCUGUUGCUAUCAAAGUCUUGAGAGAUAAUGCCGCUCAAGGAAAGAAACAGUUUAACCAAGAAGUCGAGGUUCUGAGCUGCAUCAGACACCCUAACAUGGUUCUUCUCCUUGGUGCAUGUCCUGAGUACGGGUGCUUGGUGUAUGAGUUCAUGGAGAAUGGGAGCUUAGAGGAUAGACUCUUUCGUAGAGGAAACUCGCCGCCUCUUUCUUGGAGGAAAAGGUUCCAAAUAGCAGCGGAGAUCUGUACUGCGCUCUCUUUCCUUCACCAAGCAAAGCCAGAGCCGCUUGUUCACCGUGACCUAAAACCCGCCAACAUACUCUUGGACAGAAACUACGUGAGCAAGAUCAGUGACGUUGGGUUAGCUCGGUUAGUCCCAGCGUCGGUGGCUGAUACCGUCACGCAGUACCACAUGACAUCAGCAGCAGGGACGUUCUGUUACAUAGACCCAGAGUACCAGCAAACGGGGAAGCUAACCACCAAAUCAGACGUAUACUCGUUGGGGAUAAUGCUGCUUCAGAUCAUCACUGCUAAGAGUCCAAUGGGUUUGGCUCAUCAUGUGUCGAGGGCGAUUAAUAAAGGAACUUUUAAGGAUAUGCUUGACCCCGCCGUGACGGAUUGGCCUGUUGAAGAAGCUAUGACUUUUGCUAAACUGUCUCUAAAAUGCGCAGAGCUGAGGAAGAAAGAUAGACCAGAUCUUGGGAAGGACAUAGUUCCAGAGCUUGUUCGGUUAAGGAACUUUGGUAUGGAGAAUGAGUCAGGUGCAAUAUGAAUUUAUGAUACAUACAAAACCCUCAACAAAAUAUUGUCUCUCUUCUGUGCAAAGCUUCAUUAAUUUAAAACCUUUGGAUUACA
Raphanus sativus (radish) is the source of this 2410-nucleotide messenger RNA. RefSeq names its product U-box domain-containing protein 52. Gene Ontology annotation, molecular function: protein kinase activity; ATP binding. The record is from RefSeq and is a predicted model, not a curated record. Bases 240 to 2327 code for a protein of 695 amino acids. The transcript has 6 exons. Lineage: Eukaryota; Viridiplantae; Streptophyta; Magnoliopsida; Brassicales; Brassicaceae. Gene Ontology annotation, biological process: protein phosphorylation.